AAUCUGAAUUCUCUCGAAUCGAAUCGCGGUGGUGAAUUUGAUUGGAUUUUACUUUUGGGAUUGCUGUUUAUUUGCCUUUAUAUUCCUAUUUCUAAAUCUCAAUAGCACCAACAUAUAGUUUUAAUCCAAGAAGAGAUUAAACCGCCAUUUGAACCAUUGUGAUAGAUGCUUUCAUAAACCUACUUCCUGUACACCUCCCAUGUUAUUUUUCAUUUCGAAAGCUACUUUUUCCACACAAAUCCUACGCGUUCUCUCUAGGCCUAUGUCGAAAUCCCAGGACGCAGGCACCAAUUACGACGGCCAUUCCAAUGUGAGUGGUGAGAAACUGGUUUAUCCUGCUGCCUCUAGAAACAAGGAGCCAAUACUGCAAGUAUUGAAAAGGUUUCUAAUUAAUGAUGGAGAUGAAGCUAAUGAGAAGCCAUUAUUGGUUGAGAUAGCUUCAGGUUCUGGACAACAUCUGUUCCAUUUUGCUCCAUGCUUCCCAGAAAUUACCUUCCAACCAACGGAAUAUGACGAAUCCUUGCUUGGAAGCAUAACAUACUAUGCAGAGAACUGUCCAACUAAGAAUAUAUUGAAACCAUUGCAUGUGGACAUCUCCAAUAAACUAUCUAAGUAUGGGUUCAAAGAAAACAGUAUUGAUUACAUUUACAAUGCUAACAUGAUACACAUUAGUCCAUAUGAAUGUACCAUUGGCCUGUUUGAAAAUGCUGGCAUAUACUUGAAGCCUGAUGCUCUAAUGAUCACUUAUGGGCCUUAUGGUAAGGAUGGGAUUAUAACACCUGAGAGUAAUAUUGAAUUCAAUGCUUCACUGAAGGCUAGAGACCCGCGGUGGGGCAUACGGGAUAUAAAUGACCUGGUGCAGCUAGGUGAGCAGAAUAACCUGUCUCUUAUGGACACAGUUGAAAUGCCAGCCAAUAACAAGACAUUGAUAUGGAAAAAGAAUUAAUAUCUCAGGCAAAACCUGCAUAGCUUCAUU
Plutella xylostella (diamondback moth) is the source of this 976-nucleotide messenger RNA. Its product is annotated as UPF0585 protein CG18661. NCBI's taxonomy places the organism in Eukaryota, Metazoa, Arthropoda, Insecta, Lepidoptera, Plutellidae. The record is from RefSeq and is a predicted model, not a curated record.